Psylliodes chrysocephalus is the source of this 1272-nucleotide messenger RNA. NCBI's taxonomy places the organism in Eukaryota, Metazoa, Arthropoda, Insecta, Coleoptera, Chrysomelidae. The record is from the annotation of a GenBank genome assembly.
AUGAUGUCUGGAUACUCCCCAGACAGCGACCUUAUGCCAAGAAACGAAAGUGCGGAGAUUUCGCCGUUGAACGCAAGCGUAAUAAAAACCUUUGACAGUGCGUACGGUAACGCAGAAAAAGGUGCGGAAAGUUCGGACGCAUUAGUGGAAAGUGCGAAAACGGACGUCACCACGGACCCAACUCUCCUCAGUGCCGACUUAGUGCUAAAAAAUCUAGAUAGUGCAAUUAACAACAUACCUGUGAGCACCGGUGCUACUAAUAAAGAUAGUGCUGCCACUAAAAAAGUCAGUAAAGUGCCAGACAAAAAAUUCGUGUCGGCCUAUAACACCCUCGCGCUACCGAGUACAGUCACCGCAAGGAUUCUCAACUUCGGGAUUGACCCCCCAACUUUCAGCGAAGAUGAAAGAAUAAAACAAUUCUGCUUUGUACACGACUCACUACUACCCAAACGGAAAAACGUAUCUCCAGUCAGCCAGGAGAAACAGAAUGUGACAAAACAGAAUACUGACAAAAAGACGGAAAAAAGUCAAACUAAAUCUAGAGAUUCCAUCCCCCCCAUUGUGAUAGACGGCAACACGGAUAAUUACUCCAAUCUGGCUAAAGACUUGAAAGAAAUAAUAAAAGGUAAAUAUUCUAUCAAAUAUACGAAUGCCACGACCGUAAUAUUCACUGAAACCGAUGACGAUUAUCAAAAACUAUUGAACAGCAUCAAAGAGGCCGAUAUUCCACACCACACCUAUACCAGCAAAGCGGACAAAACCCACGCUUUUGUACUCCGUGGAAUGGGUAAGGGAGUGGAAAAAUACGAUAUCGUAGAGGAUUUACAUGAAACUUACGAAGUUAAGGAAAUUUUCCUCAUGUCAACCAAAUUCAGACCAUUUUACCUAGUAGUGACGGACCCUGCCAUCACCCUAGAAUACCUUAAUAAAAAUGUUAGGGUGAAAGAAAAUACUCGUGUCACCUGGGAAAUGAGAAAAACCGUAAAACCCAUAAUACAAUGCCACAGGUCCCAAGCCUGGGGUCUCGUUACAGCUAACUGUGGACGCCCUCCUAGGUGCCUGAAGUGCGCAGGGGACCACCUGACCAACACCUGUAGCAAAACCCGGGAAACACCCGCUACAUGUGCUAACUGCCACGGAAACCACCCAGCCAACUAUACUAAAUGCGAGGCAUACCUUGAAAGAGCCUCGAAAUUGGAAGAACGAAGAACGGUGCAAAAACCAGCCCAGAAAAAAUAUAUCUCUGCUCCUCCACCCACCAGAGUAGCCUGA